AUGUCAAACCUUGCAAAACUCGAAUUUGUUGCUCUUGAUAUUACUGGAAACAACUAUCUAUCUUGGGUUUUAGAUGCUGAAAUACACUUAAAUGCAAAGGGACUUGGUGAUACUAUUAAAGAAAACAACACUGCAACAAGCCAAGAUAAGGCUAAAGCUAUGAUAUUCCUUGGCCAUCACCUUCAUGAAGGCCUUAAGACUGAGUACUUGACUGUUAAAGACCCACAAGUCCUUGAAAAUUACAUCACAAUUGAAUUAUGUGGAGAGAAAAUCACGGAUGCAGAAAUGUUAGAAAAAACAUACUCUACUUUUCAUGCAAACAAUGUUGUCCUGCAGACACAAUACCGUGAAAAGGGUUUUACAAAAUAUUCUGAUUUGAUAUCUUGUCUCCUUGUGGCUGAGAAAAAUAAUGAACUAUUGAUGAAAAAUCAUGAAUCACGCCCAACUGGCUCUACUCCAUUCCCUGAAGCGAAUGCGACAUCCCAUAAUGGAAAAGAGCAAAAGGCUAGAGAUCACGCCAGCAAUCAUGGUCGAGGCCGUGGUCAAGGUCGUGGUCGCGUCCGCGGACGUGGACAUAAUCGUGGUCGAGGUGGUCAUUUUAGGAACUCAUACACUCACCAGAAGUGGGACAAUAAAGAUGGAAAUAAGAAUGAGAAGGAUAAAUAUGAAAAUUUAUGCUACCGUUGCGGAGGAAAAGGCCAUUGGUCUCAUGUGUGUCGUACACCAAAACAUCUAGUAGACCUUUAUCAACAAUCAAUCAAACAGAAAGGAAAUAAAGUGGAAACAACUUUGGUGUACGAGGAUGGCGAAGGUGAUUUUGAUUACGAUGAUACAACUCACCUGGAAGCGGCUGAUUUCUUUCCUAAUCCCGAAGAAAAUAAUUGA
Molecule: messenger RNA, 885 nt
Organism: Chenopodium quinoa (quinoa)
Lineage: Eukaryota; Viridiplantae; Streptophyta; Magnoliopsida; Caryophyllales; Amaranthaceae
Exons: 2
Coding region: 1-885 (294 amino acids)
Molecular function (GO): zinc ion binding; nucleic acid binding
Source: RefSeq, a predicted model, not a curated record